CGUAUCAGAAAUCUUAGAUGUGCUCAGGCUAUAAAUUCACUUCAUUCCUCAGCUAUAAUACAUGCCAAGCAAAAGAAAGAGAACAACCUAAACGCCGUUAUGAAGAAUUUUACUAGUUCUAUUCUUUUUCCCAUCUCACUUCUUUUUCUAUUGUCUUUCUCCUAUGUGAAUUCAGCCAAUCCUUCUGGUUUCAUCAAAUGUGUUACUAGGAAUUCGCAAGUCUCGAAAAUCUUAGCAAGCAAUGUCCUUGCUCCAUCCGAUUCUUCUUAUACAGCAACCUACGAAUUUUCGAUGCGAAACCCUCGUUUCAAUACAUCCGAGCGCCUUAAGCCCGCGGUGAUUGUGACGCCCGUGGCUGAUUCGCAAGUCCAAACGGUCGUCAACUGUGCCAAAACAUUCGACAUGCAGAUUCGGAUACGGAGCGGUGGACACGAUUUCGAGGGCCUUUCGUAUAGUAGCACGUACCAAAAUGUACCUUUCGUUUUGCUUGAUAUGAUUAAGCUGAAAUCGGUUACGGUGGAUGCUAAAGCUAAAACGGCUAUAGUUCAAGCUGGUGCAACGCUUGGUGAGGUUUACUACUGGAUUUAUCGAGCAAGUGGAACCCUAGCUUUCCCGGCUGGUGUUUGGUCUACGGUGGGAGCUACUGGACUCAUUUGUGGCGGAGGGUAUGGCCCGUUGAGGCGAAAAUAUGGGCUUGCGGCUGAUAAUGUUAUCGAUGCCCGAUUAGUAGAUGCCAAAGGGAGGAUUCUUGAUCGACAAGCAAUGGGAGAAGAUGUGUUUUGGGCUUUAAGAGGUGGCGGUUGUGCUAGCUUCGGGAUCGUUCUUUCUUGGACGCUAAACCUAGUGGAUGUACCCGAGAAAGUGACUACUUUUCUUAUUCAGCGAACUCUUGAGCAGAAUGCUACAAAGAUUAUUCAUCCAUUCCAAACUAUUGCACCGAAACUCCCGAAAGAAGUCGACAUUAGGGUUCGAAUAAGUACUAUCGAGAGUCCAACAACUGCUCGUGGAAAGACCGUGGAAUUAUCCUUCACAGGCUUAUACCUCGGUGCUCCUGAUGUGCUACUUAAAUUGAUACAAAAAAAGUUGCCUCAACUUAUUAUGGUGAAAGAAGACCUCAAGGAGCAUACGUGGAUAGAAGCUGUGAUGGAGUCUUCAUUCUUCAACAUGUUCGAAGACACUUAUUCUCCCGAGGAUUUGCUUGACAGAACUUUCUUGUUCGAUCUUCCCACAAAAGCAAAAUCAGAUUUCGUUAGAGAUCCGAUAUCCGAAGAAGGCCUAGAAGGGCUGUGGGAGAAGCUUCUAGAAGUGAAUCCAGCAGAAACCACGAUUAUUUUCACUCCCUACGGAGGAAGACUGAGCGAGAUAAAGGAAUCGGCUCUUCCAUUUCCGAACAGAGCAGGUACAUUGUACAUGGUGUACACCAGAGUACUUUGGGUCGGAGACACUACGAAGAAGUUGGAGUGGAUAAGGAGCUUAUAUAGUUACUUGACUCCUUAUGUAUCAAACAAUCCGAGACGAGCUUAUUCGAAUUACGAUGAUAUUGAUUUGGGAAUCAAUCCUGCGACAGGGCCUAUAACGCUUGCAGAUGCCAAGGUGUGGGGAAAAGCUUAUUACAAGAGCAAUUUCGACAGGUUGGUUCGAGUGAAAGGUAUGAUCGAUCCGGAUAAUUUUUUCAGGCACGAGCAGAGUAUUCCUCCUUUUCUGCCCAAGGCAGAUAUGUGAGAUGUCGCAUGGUUGUUUCCUUAUUACAAUGUUGUGUGCACAGGCUAAGCUUGCAGUACUUAGUUUCUGUGUUGUUUGUGUACCGAAUCUUGUUGUUAUACUAGAUGUAAUCUCCAUGUUCGAAGAAAUGAGCGUCGGGUAAUAAAUCCACAGGAGUGUGCUACCUUUGAUUUA
Daucus carota subsp. sativus is the source of this 1896-nucleotide messenger RNA. Its product is annotated as berberine bridge enzyme-like 8. Bases 100 to 1722 code for a protein of 540 amino acids. The record is from RefSeq and is a predicted model, not a curated record. Lineage: Eukaryota; Viridiplantae; Streptophyta; Magnoliopsida; Apiales; Apiaceae. Gene Ontology annotation, molecular function: FAD binding; oxidoreductase activity. The transcript has a single exon.